Messenger RNA from Psylliodes chrysocephalus, 372 nucleotides. The record is from the annotation of a GenBank genome assembly. Lineage: Eukaryota; Metazoa; Arthropoda; Insecta; Coleoptera; Chrysomelidae.
AUGAAACUCUUGACCAAAUUCAUUCGCAUUGGAAUCGCUGAUAAAAAUGACAAUCCUCCUUAUUUCGAUAAGGCCCUGUACGAAGCGGAAGUCGACGAAAAUGAAGAUAUACAGCACACCGUUCUCACUGUCACCGCCAAAGAUCACGAUGAAUUGGAUGCCUUUGAUGUAAUACCCAACAAAAUAGAAAUUGAGAGUCAAACCCAAUCAAGUCAACCAUUUGAGAUCACUAACUUGCUAGUAUACUCGUCAACUCCGGGUUCAGAAACUUUGGCAGCUCAACGAGAAGAUCCAGCAACAGAAAACGCGAUUCCCCUUCGGAGCUCUAGAAGAUGUACUAGAAAACCAAGUCAUCUACAAGACUACAUCUAA